Messenger RNA from Gavia stellata (red-throated loon), 681 nucleotides. It is a transcript of the gene CABP1, whose product is annotated as calcium binding protein 1. NCBI's taxonomy places the organism in Eukaryota, Metazoa, Chordata, Aves, Gaviiformes, Gaviidae. Gene Ontology annotation, molecular function: calcium ion binding. The coding region runs from base 1 to 681 and encodes 226 amino acids. The record is from RefSeq and is a predicted model, not a curated record. The transcript is spliced from 7 exons.
AUGGGCAACUGUGUGAAGUCUCCACUGAGAAACCUCUCAAAAAAGAUCCGCCAUGAGGAGAAGACGUGCUAUAAGGCUGUCCAGACGAGUGAAGAGGGCCCGUCGGCUUGCGAGUACCAGGGUCCGCUCAUGGUGCUGGCCCAGAACUGCGCCGUCAUGCACAACCUGCUGGGGCCAGCAUGCAUCUUCCUGAGGAAGGGCUUCGCAGAAAACAGGCAGCCUGAUAGAGAACUGCGACCGGAAGAAAUUGAAGAAUUAAGAGAAGCCUUUAAGGAGUUUGAUAAAGACAAGGAUGGGUUUAUUAACUGCAGGGACCUGGGGAACUGCAUGAGAACCAUGGGCUACAUGCCUACUGAGAUGGAGCUAAUAGAGCUCUCCCAGCAGAUCAACAUGAACCUGGGUGGCCAUGUGGAUUUUGAAGAUUUUGUUGAGCUGAUGGGACCAAAGCUGCUGGCAGAAACCGCAGACAUGAUUGGUGUAAAAGAGCUCCGCGAUGCCUUCAGAGAGUUUGACACCAAUGGUGAUGGAGAGAUAAGCACCAGUGAACUGCGAGAAGCCAUGAAGAAGCUUCUAGGGCAGCAGGUGGGCCAUCGGGAUAUUGAAGAGAUCAUCCGGGAUGUGGAUCUGAAUGGAGAUGGGCGUGUUGAUUUUGAAGAGUUUGUUCGCAUGAUGUCCCGUUGA